GAUCACAUGCCUGAAUUCAUCAAGAGAUAGCUGAUAUGAAAUGGGAGAUUAAGCCUCCCAGAUGCAGAGUGGAAAUGGGUGGAUGGGAGUGAAAUUUAAAGAGUCUGGUGAUAGAAAUCGUUCCCAUGCCACCCAUUUCUAUUCUUUCUGGGGGUUUCUCCCUUUUCCCAUCCAGCUUCAUGCAUUUGUUUAUGGCUCAUUUUCCGGCUUUGGUUUUUUUUUUUUCAAAUAGGAAAUCAAAAAACAUGCGAAGCAAAUAACUUAGUUUUGGUGUUAGCUUUGUUUUUUCAUUAAUUUACAUGUUGGAUGUGAUUGAUGACAGGUGAAAUGAAAGGCUUCUGCUCUUCUCUCGACCUUACUGAUUGGAGUAGAUUUGAUGCGAGACCCAAAAAUCCAGAUUAUGAGAUAGAGCCACUGAGUAGAAGAUGAUUGAUUUCUUGGUUCAAGGAGACCUAAGGACAGGCUCCAGAUUGGUAAAAAGUCACUGGAAUAGAAGAAUUGUAUCUCAGGUUUAAUAUUGGAGAAAUUAUUCAAUAUAACCGUUGUAUAUAUAAUAAUUAGAUAUUAUUAUUGAUUAACAGUUGCAAAAAUAUAACAGUUGUAAAAUUUUUCUUAACGUUGGUAUAAAAAUAUAAUAUUUGCAAGGGCUGAUACAUGUGGGUAUGUGACUCCUGACUAGCGACCUCUCAAAAUCUCCCGCCAGCUACCUUUUCCAUCAUUUCUCGCCAAGUUUAUGCUUCAAGAUGCAGGAACCUCAAUAAGAAAAAAUAUAUACAAAAAAUAGGAAUAUGGUGUUGUGUAUGUUAGAAUAAAAUUCAGAACUGAAAAUAUCUCAUAACUCACCUAACAACCAGUAGGUGAGACAUCUUCAGCAAUUUCAUUUUCACUCUAGUCUCUUCUCUUUUCCCUUUUAACAUAAUACUACUGCAAAGUGCAAUCUGUGCCUUAACUCAUUGCCUGGAAUUUUCUGAUCCGGCAAAUUGAGGCAAUGGAAGAAAAUAAAUAUUCCAAGCUAUCUUACAAAGUUUCUUUCCAUUCAACAAAGUAUCAGCCAUGGUACUUAUUUGCUCAAAUGAAGUUCAUUUGCGUGGUUUCUUUAGUUUUCAUGAUGUUGCCCAAUGCAGCUGCAUAUGACCCAUUGGAUCCAAAUGGGAACAUAACCAUCAAAUGGGAUGUAAUGUCUUGGACACCAGACGGUUAUGUGGCUACUGUGACCAUGAGCAACUUCCAAAUGUACCGGCACAUCAUGAAUCCUGGCUGGACUCUGUCAUGGUCAUGGGCUAAAAAAGAAGUGAUAUGGUCAAUGGUGGGAGCUCAAGCCACAGAACAAGGAGACUGUUCUAAGUUUAAGGGAAACAUACCUCAUUGUUGCAAGAAGACUCCAACAGUUGUUGACUUACUCCCUGGAGUCCCUUACAAUCAGCAAUUCACCAAUUGUUGCAAGGGAGGUGUGGUGGCAGCAUGGGGGCAGGAUCCUACAGCUUCAGUCUCAGCCUUUCAGGUCAGUGUUGGACUUGCAGGUACCUCAAAUAAAACAGUGAAACUGCCCAAGAAUUUCACUCUGCUUGGUCCGGGACCAGGCUACACCUGUGGCCCUGCAAAGGUCGUGCCAUCCACCAUCUUCUUCACACCUGAUCAUAGGCGAAAAACUCAAGCACUGAUGACAUGGAAUGUAACAUGCACUUACUCGCAGUUUCUAGCCUCCAAAAAUCCAAGCUGCUGUGUUUCCUUCUCCUCUUUCUACAAUGAGACAAUCACUCCUUGUCCUUCUUGUGCGUGUGGAUGCCAGAACAAGAACAAUUGUAUUAUGAGUAACUCAAAGGAAGCACAUAGAAAGGGAGUAAACACACCAAAGAAGGAUAAUUCACCACUGCUUCAAUGUACACACCAUAUGUGCCCAAUUCGAGUGCAUUGGCAUGUGAAGAUCAACUACAGAGAAUACUGGCGUGCAAAGGUUGCUGUUACUAAUUUCAACUACAGGUUGAAUUACACACAGUGGACACUCGUUAUUCAGCAUCCCAAUCUCAACAAUGUCACACAAGUCUUCAGCUUUGAUUACAAGCCUCUCGUACCCUAUGAAUCUAUAAAUGAUACUGGUAUGUUCUAUGGGAUGAAGUACUACAAUGAUCUUUUAAUGGAAGCUGGACCUUUUGGAAAUGUCCAGUCUGAAGUGCUUCUUCGAAAAGACAAGAAUACUUUUACACUGAAGGAGGGAUGGGGAUUUCCCAGGAAAGUUUAUUUCAAUGGUGAUGAAUGCAAGAUGCCGCCACCAGAUGCAUACCCAUAUCUGCCAAAUUCUGCCUACGUAAAUCUAGUUGCAUUUUCAACAAUGGCAGCUCCUUUGGUCUUGACGUUGCUUACAAUUUGGUGAUCAGUCUUAUAUGGGGGGAAAUUAUAUUCUUCUUAUCUCUUUGUAACAGAUAUUGCAAAUACAGUUUUGAAAGCCAGAACAAUUUUUUAUAACAGGUAUAUAUAUAUCUUCGUUAAA
Manihot esculenta (cassava) is the source of this 2488-nucleotide messenger RNA. Its product is annotated as COBRA-like protein 4. Gene Ontology annotation, cellular component: plasma membrane. NCBI's taxonomy places the organism in Eukaryota, Viridiplantae, Streptophyta, Magnoliopsida, Malpighiales, Euphorbiaceae. The coding region runs from base 989 to 2371 and encodes 460 amino acids. The transcript has 7 exons. The record is from RefSeq and is a predicted model, not a curated record. Gene Ontology annotation, biological process: cellulose microfibril organization; plant-type cell wall cellulose biosynthetic process.